This is a messenger RNA of Colius striatus (speckled mousebird), 2577 nucleotides long. It is a transcript of the gene HPS4, whose product is annotated as HPS4 biogenesis of lysosomal organelles complex 3 subunit 2. The coding region runs from base 31 to 2088 and encodes 685 amino acids. The transcript is spliced from 13 exons. The record is from RefSeq and is a predicted model, not a curated record. NCBI's taxonomy places the organism in Eukaryota, Metazoa, Chordata, Aves, Coliiformes, Coliidae. Gene Ontology annotation, biological process: vesicle-mediated transport.
CGCGCGGGCCCGGCGCGGGGUCCCGCAGCCAUGGAUCGCGCCGCAGACGCGGCCGCCGCGCCGCCGCCGUGGUGGAACUACUUUUUCCUUUAUGAUGGUUCCAAAGUUAAGGAAGAAGGAGAUCCUACCAGUGCGGGGAUUUGUUAUUUUUAUCCUUCUCAGACCCUCCCUGACCAGCAGGACCUGCUGUGCGGGCAGGUCGCGGGAGCCGUGCGCUGUGUGACUGAGAUCUCAGGAGCUCCUCCCAGCCUCAUUCGCCUCAGGAAGCUCAAGUUUGCGGUUGUGGUGGACACAGAUUAUCUGUGGGUCCUGGGCUGUGCUGUCGAGCUCCCUGAUGUCAGCUGUAGGCGUUUUUUGGAGCAGCUGAUCAGCCUCUUCACUUUCUACAAUGGCCCAGUGCACCAGGCAUACAGGGCAUUUUCUCAGGAGGAGCUGAGCAGGAGGUGGGACAGAUACAUCGAACACAUCCAAAGAAACACCAGCGACCUCCACAAGGUUUUCAAUUCUCUCUGGAAUUUGGACAGAACCAAGGUGGACCCUCUGCUUCUCCUGAAAGCAGCUCUCAUCUUGCAGACGUGCCAGCGCUCUCCCCAUGUCCUGGCAGGCUGCAUUCUCUACAAAGGCUUGAUUGUGAGCACCCAGCUGCCGCCUCCUCUCACUGCCAAGGUUCUCUUCCAAGGCAAUGAGUCUCCAGACCAGAGUGAGCCUGGAGGUGAGGAGCAGCGGGAGCCUGGUUGCACGUUGCCGCAGGGUGUCCGAAUCGUCCCCGUAUUCCUGACGGAAGGCGAGAUCUCAGCGCUCAGAGACUUCCCAGUGGAGUGGAUGAGCAGGUCACCUGUGUCCUCAGCAAGCCCUAGAGAAGAGAAGAAUGCUCUCUGCCCCCAGGCAGUUUCAGAAUCAACAGACCUGAAUAACAUCUCUGUGCAGGAGCCCCCUGAGCCAGCUUCACGCAGAGCUGCACCAGAAGAUGCUGUGCCACCCAGCAGCCUUGCAAACACGGGGCCUUUCGAGGGCUUCCCUGGAAUGGAAGCCAGUGCAAAGAAUUCUCCAACUGCAGAAGCAUCCUUCUCAUCAGAGGGAGACAGGAAGGAGCUGCCCAGCCCUGCCACACUCCCUGCUGCUGAGUGUGUGCAAGCUGCAGGUCUGUCUAUGGAAGGCUUUUCCUUCCCAAAACCUUACUCCCAGGAGCAGGAGAGCCUGAGUGGGGACACAUCCCUUGUGGACUCUGAUGUUGUGCAGCACAGUUUCCAAAGUAACACAACCAGUGGCAGUCUAGCAAUUUGCUCUCCAGCCCAGGAGCUGAGCAGGAGGAAAGCAAGUGAGCAACAAGAGACUCUGAGCCAAAGCAGUGUCUCUGGAGAAAGCAGAGGUGCAGCUGGUGGCAACGUACUGGGUCUGGAUUGUCCAGGCAGUGCUGCACAGCCUGAGCCCUGCAGCAGGAGUGGGCUGCCAGCUGCAGAGGCUCAGGAGAGGCUGCCUGGUGACCCAGCAGAGCCCAGGCACUGUGCCAGGAACAGGGCCAGUGGGCACCCAGGCACCCAGGCUGGUGUGGAGCCAGGCAACCAGGGCAGACCAGUGCAGAUGAGCUUGUACCUUCACUGCGUUAAGGGGCUUGUGCUCUCCCUCCUGGCUGAGGAUCACCUGCGAGAGGACCAGAGCUCUGUUGAGGAUGUGUACCACAGCAGCCUGGCUUCUCUCAACGGCCUUGAGGUUCACCUGAGGGAGACUCUGCCCAAAGACUCCUCAUCCUCAGCCAAGACAACCUACAGCUUCGCUCACUAUGACUGUGUUCAGAACGUGCUCAUGGCCAACCUGCCCCAUGCUCCUGGCCCCCUGGACCGGCACUUCCUGCGAGCUGCUGCACUGAUCCACUCCGACUUCAGCCACCUUCCCACAGCUUCUGAGGUGAUAGUUAGGAACGCCUCCACCGCCGUGUACGCCUGCCGCAGCCCCGUCCAGGAGACCUACUUCCAGCAGCUGGGAGCCCCGCUGCGCAACUCGGGCGUCCCCAGCCCUCAGGACAGCGCCUUCAGCCUGCCCAGCAAGGCCAAGCAGAAGCUGCUGAAGCACGGAGUGAACCUGCUGUGAGCUGCCAACGCGGUUCAGCCCCUGCUGAAGUCGGGUCGUCUCCAGGGAUGGAAAGUCUCCAAGCCACGUGUAUCGUUGUGGAGGCUCUGCAGGGCGUGCAGCUCCUCACCCUGAGGCCAGGCACUCAUCCUGCCCCAUCCCCUCAGCACCUCCUGUGCUGGUGCAGGGCAUUGGUGACGUUGGCACUUCCCAGAGACUGAAGGCAGGACCUGGCUGUGUCAGGGUGUGUGGUUACAUGGGCUCUGGGAUGCUUCGUGCUGCCACAGGCUGAGGCUCCUGGAGUGCCUUGACCUGAAGUAAAUCCUCCUGUUCCUCUGAGCUGCACAGGCCCUGGGGCAGUGCUGUCCCUCAGAGCUGUUAGUCAGACCCUGCCUCUGCCUGGAGCCCUGUGCCCAUGCUUGUCCUGGUCACACUUGGGCUUAUUGUACUCACUUGGACCUGUUAAUCUAUAGGAACAAUCCCCUGCCAUGACAUAAUGCCUUACCUUGA